This is a messenger RNA of Dicrocoelium dendriticum, 1081 nucleotides long. The record is from the annotation of a GenBank genome assembly. Lineage: Eukaryota; Metazoa; Platyhelminthes; Trematoda; Plagiorchiida; Dicrocoeliidae.
CGAAUAUUUUACCUCUCCUUUUCCUCCCUUCUGUCCUCUCUAACCGUUUCACUUACUCCUCUCCAGAUCCUUAUUCCUUGUAUUCCUUCUUUAUUUUCUAGCUCAGUUGGUAGCAGCCGCGAUGUCACUGCAGUUCUGCCAUCUACAAUUAUCUUCACGCACCACCCACUGCACACUGGCCAGUUCGCAUUGAAGACAGUAAACACUUGGCCGUAUUUGACCAUCGGUGCCUGCGAAGUAUUACUCACCAUUGAUGGGAACACUGGGUGCGCAAUCCUGUGCGCCAGCUGGUUUUUGGCAAGAUAGCUUCUGGUGCAUCUCUCGAGUUUUCGAUCAAACUUAUUCCCUUGCGCUAGCAAGGCCAUGUCCUCCGUAUGCCCGUUGAUUGGCUUCCUCGGCCUCGGGACAGUUCACACCAAUGGUUGAAGACCGUGUCAGACAUGGCACAGUCACGAAAACUAAAUUUGCUUCUACCCGCACUAGAACCACUGCAAACAGCAGAAGAAAUAUUCCUGACUUUUUACUAUGGAGAGUAAACUUGAUGAUCAUGUGUCUAUGGUGUUUUCGCAGCCUAAUAUCACUGCCGUGCAAUGCAUCAGCCUGGAUGGCCUCUGUCUGACUUCUCGUGGCUCUACAAAUGACCUCACCUGCGGUCUUUUGAGCAGUGUUUACAAGCACGCACAGUGGAAAGACGAUGAGACCGAAUCUCCUGUGGUAGUGAUCGAACAAGACUCUGGUCGCUCCCUAGCGGUCGCGAAAUAGUGUCCUCCUGCGUUAUUCGCCUCUAAAGCUUUGGAUUUAUUCUCAGAGACCUACGUGCUAUCAUUCGAUUUGGCCCCGCGAGCUCCCACCACUGUUCAUCUACUGGAUCUAUCAUUCGCGGAUAAUCAGCAAACUGUGCUCUUGCAAUUUCGAAGUCAACCGUAUUUGAACCUUAUCGAAAGAUUUAUUUUCCCUCUCGUCGCACAAGAACUCUUGUCGUCUUAUUUUAAAGAUCUUUUUGAGAGUCACCCGAUCAGCUUACUACCAUUCCUUCAAGUCGCUGUAUAAGGCUAUAAUUGUCAAUUUGGUCCACCCUUGG